GCGGGCGGCGGGGAGCGGGCGGCGCAGCCCGGGCCGGGGGGACCCCGCCGCUCUUCGGAUAACGCCCGCUUGUCCCGGUAGCACGGACUCCCGCCCCGGGCAGCCCCGGAGCCCACCCCCGCCCCGAACGGGCCGAGUCCCCUCUGCCCCCGGGGCAGCCCCGGACCCCCCGGGCCGGUGUGAGGUGCCCCGGUACCGGGAUGGGACAGGACACGGGGUGCCCUGGCUGUCCCCCGGGUGUCCCCUCCCUCACCGCGCCCUGCCGCGUGCCGGGGCUGCCUCUGCCCCCCGGCCCGGGGCGGUGGGGUCGCGGGGCUGGGUGAGGAGCCCCCCGAGUGGGCUUACGGCUACCCGGCACCAGCACCCAGUCCUCUUCCCUGUCAGCAGGGUGCUCCUGCGUCCCCCAGAGUUGCUCCUGUGUCCCCCAGUGCCCCCAGGGAUGCCCCUGUGUCCCCCAAUGCCUCUGUGCCCCCAGGGGUGCCCCUGUGUCCCCAGCUGGACAAGCUGCCCCCAGACAAGACCCCCCCCCAUCUGCCCCUUCCAAGGCCUGAUCCUUUGUUCAGGGUGACUGCUUGGAGGGCUCACACCUCCUUUCUGCCCCGUGGGGCUGGGGGCCACGGCCGGAAGCCCCCUGAGCUGCUCCGUUACUCACCCUGAGCAUCCCCAGCUCCAGCUGGAGCAGGGGCCAGGAGGACAAACAGCAGUGCUGCUAGCUGGGAUGGGUGCUGGGCUGCAGCCCCAGGGUGGGUGCUGGCCAGGCUGGGUGCUUGGAGGCAACCCUGGGGGAGAGGGGGGCUCCAGCUCCAGCCCAGGGAAGGGAUGUCCCACACCAGGGAUGUGACCAUGCGUGUUCCCUGAGAGCAGCCCCCUGGGGCAGGCCAGAGCAUGGGUGCCCAGGGGUGGAUCCCUGUGAGCAUCAGCAGGUCUGAUCCCAUCCCAGCAUCCCUGCAACCCUCUCGCUGCACUGGCCACCAUGGUUGGGUGUGGAGGUGGCACCCCAAAGGGAUGACACUCUCUUUGGGGGGGAUGUGUGCUCCAAGACAGUUGGCUAGGAGUGUGGGUGUCUGUCUGGCAGGGAAGGGGUUAACGCCAUGGGGGUUUCGGGAUGCCAGGGUGUCCCCAGCCGGGUACACCCAGGCUAUUCCGCACACUGGUGACCUCACGCCACUGCCAUGGCAACGGCUCAUGAAGUCACUGGUCCUGAGAGCAGGGCAGCUGCCUCAAGCGUGAGGUGAUGGGAUGGGAGUGUGGGAGGCUGCCAAGCACUGUUCCCCCGCUCUCACUGCACCCCCCGGGUUCCCCCAGAAUAAGCUGUGCCCCCGCCAGCGCCGACACCUCCACCUGACCCCUGCCCUGCCUGCCCUGCCUGUACCACCAUGCUCAUCAAGGAGUACCGCAUCUGCAUGCCGCUCACUACCGAGGAGUACCGCGUGGGGCAGCUUUACACCAUCAGCAAGCACAGUCACCAGGAGAGCGAGAAGGGCGAGGGCGUGGAGGUGGUGAAGAACGAGCCCCAUGAGGACCCCGUCCACGGCCCUGGCCAGUUCACUGAGAAGCGUGUUCACCUCUCCAGCAAACUGCCGAGCUGGGCGCGGGCAGUGACCCCCCGCAUCUUCUACAUCACGGAAAAGGCCUGGAACUACUACCCCUACACCAUCACUGAGUACACGUGCUCCUUCCUGCCCAAGUUCUCCAUCUACAUCGAGACCAAGUACGAGGACAACUGCGGGGACAGUGAGAAUAUCUUCCACAGCGAUAAAAUCCUGGGCAACCACGAGGUCUCCUUCCUGGACAUUGCCUUUGACGAGAUCCCUGAGCGUUACUACCGCAGCCUGGAGGACCCCCGUUUCUUCAGCUCGGCCAAGACAGGCCGGGGACCACUGCGGGAGGGCUGGCGCCAGCACACCAAGCCCAUCAUGUGUUCCUACAAGCUGGUGAGCGUCAAGUUCGAGGUAUGGGGGCUGCAGACGCGGGUGGAGCAGUUUGUGCACAAGGUGAUCCGGGACAUCCUGCUGAUCGGGCACCGGCAGGCUUUCGCCUGGGUAGACGAGUGGUGCGGGAUGACAAUGGAGGAGGUGCGGUGCUAUGAGCGGAAGACGCAGGAGGCCACCAACGAGCUUAUCGGCCUGGUGGCACCCACCAUCUCAGUCAGCGAGGUGGGGCAGCCCACAGCCACGCAUUCGGCCCCUGCCAGCGCUCCCUCCACCCCACUCAGCGACGAGGCCCCCGAUUUCCUCGCUCCCCCCAAGACUCGCCCACGCAAGAAGUCAGCACCGGAGACCCUGACGCUGCCUGUGCUGCGGGAACGCGCCAGCGCUGAGUGAUGCUGUGCCACCACCCCAGCUGGACCGUGCCCACCCCACCGCCCACCACAGCCCUUCCAACAGGUGCUGACCCCAGGGAGGGACCCGCCAUCAGGGCACAGGGAGCCCCCAGGGAGGUACUGGCCUCCCCAAGCCAUUGCGGGUACCCACAUGGGACGUUGCCACCAUCGCUCUGCCAGACCUGCUGGCUGCGCGGGCAGGGGACGCCAGGCCUGUGUGUGCUCCCGGCAGCGUCAGGCGAUGCUGCAAGGGCCAGUUUGCCCAGCACUGCCCACCCCGGUUUCUGCAGGGGCUGCCAAGGCUGGUGAGCAGUGGGGCGGCAGCAGCCAGCCAGUGCCCACGUGCCGCAGCCGGGCUGGGCACCAGUGCCAGGCUGAGCAGCUGCGGGGCUCGUCGAGCAAUGCUGAAGCACCAAUGGCACAGGGACACAGUGCGUGUGACAGCCAGGUGCCCGGGCUGGGGGGUCCCCGCAGGACCCCAAGGGCUGCAUAGCCCUGUGCAUGGCAGGUCCCACAGUCGGGGUCCCCUUUGCCAUCCCUCUGGGGGCCGUGGCUGCCCUAGUGGGGCUGGGGCAGGCUCAGCCCUCUGUUUUCUUUAGGAAAACAAAGGCCUUUUCAGAAAUAAAAGCACGAGACCUG
Molecule: messenger RNA, 2962 nt
Organism: Phalacrocorax carbo (great cormorant)
Lineage: Eukaryota; Metazoa; Chordata; Aves; Suliformes; Phalacrocoracidae
Source: RefSeq, a predicted model, not a curated record